AUGGCAAAUGCUCUACGUCGUAAUUCUUCCGCUUUAAUACCAUCAGUUACAUCGCAUUGCCAUCGAUGUCAAUUAGAUAUUGAAUCUGAUCCACAAUGUAAUGGACGUACAAGAAUAUUAUGUCCCUUUUGUGGGGAAUUUCUUAGUCGACCAAAUCUACCAAAUAUUCAACAAUUAAAACAAGAUAUUAAUAGAAGAACAAGAGAUGAUAAUAGUGAUGAUACUUCAAGUCUUCGUUCACGCUUUAGUCGAACAUUUAAUCGAGUCAUCUUACGGAAACAAAAUAUGAUUAAUAAUAAUGGUAGAACAAUUGAUCAUGAACGUGAUCAAUCGAUGUCGAAUAUCAAAAUGCCAGCAAUUGUAAAUACACAAGAAAAGUUCACUUCAUCAACAUCAUUACCAAUUACUGCAACAACGGCAUCAAUCGUACCAUCAGUUAAAAUUUAUGAUUGUGAUAGUUUUCAAGAUUUGAUUAAUGAAGAAAAUCCUGAUCAUGAUCAAAUCUCCGCUUUUUUCUCGAAAUUCUAUAUGAAUUUUGAUUAUAUGAUACAAACAUUAACAUUGACUGAUAAUCCUAAACAAAUAGAUUGGAAAUUUCUUCAGAUAAUUCAUGAUCAUAUAAUAAAAAAUUCUGAUAAAUUAUUUCGACUUGUUCUUAAAACAAUUGCAUCAUGUUGUAUUAGAGAAGUUCGUGCUUGUGAUAAUACUCUCAAGGGUUAUACUAUUCUUAUAUUGGCACCGGUUUUUGAUGAAGCAUCAAAUUAUCAUAUUUUUGCACAUGUAUUACGUCGUAUUGCACAUUUUGUUGAUCGUGAACAUCAAGAAAUUGUAUUACUUUUAAAAACAUUACCGGUUAAUAUGUUUCGAUCAACUGUUCAUCGUUUACAAACAUUUAUUUCUACAAAUUUAUUUCCAUCACGUGUAGAUAAUUCUGCAUCAACACUUGUUAAUGGUUGGUGGAUUCCAUGUGGUAUUCGAACAUUAGCAUUAUUUAAUAGUGCUAAUGAAACGAUAAAUGGUCGUAUAAUACCAUUGCAAGAAAUGGCUAUAGAUGCAUUGAAUUAUAUUGAUGGAGAACGUGACUAUUUUGAAUGGAAACAUCGACAAUCACGUGGAAUAACAGGAGGUUUUACAUUUUGUCAAUAUCCAUUUGUCUUGAGUGUUAAUGCUAAACGAACAAUAUUAAAACGAGAUUCUGAACAACAAAUGAUUGUUAAUGCACGGCGAAGUAUGAUACAAAAAUUUCAAAAUAAACAAGCACCAGAUUUAAAUAUGCUUUUUUUAAAUCUUUACAUUCGACGAUCACAUUUAGUUCUUGAUUCACUUGCUGAAGUUACAAAAAAACGUGAAGAUUUAAAGAAGAAAUUACGUGUGACAUUUGUCGGUGAACAUGGUCUUGAUAUGGGUGGAUUAACAAAAGAAUGGUUUCUUCUUUUACUUCGACAAAUAUUUCAACCUGAUUAUGGAAUGUUUGUAUUGUAUGAAUCAUCAGGAGUAUUUUGGUUUAAUGGUGCAUCAACUGAUAAUAUUCGUGAAUAUAAUUUAGUUGGAAUAUUAAUGGGUUUAGCAGUGUAUAAUGCAAUUAUACUUGAUAUACGUUUUCCACUGGUUUGCUAUAAAAAACUAUUAACACCAGCAUUUAUACAUGAACAUAUGGGAAAUUUAUCGAAAAUUAAAAUUGGAAUUAUUUCAUCAACUUUAAAAGAUUUUCGAACAAUUCGACCUGAUAUUGCUGAUAGUCUUCAAUAUUUACUUGAUUAUGAUGGAAAUGUUGCAGAUGAUUUUGGGCUGACAUUUGAGGUUUCUGUUGCACAAUUUGAUACAACACUGGUUUAUCCAUUGAAAGAAAAUGGAUCAAAUAUUGAUGUAACAAAUGAUAAUCGAAUUGAAUAUGUUGAAUUAUUAAUUGAUUUUUAUAUUAAUAAACAUAUAUCAAAACAAUUUGAAGCAUUUUAUCAUGGUUUUCAUAGUGUUUGUUCAUCAAAUGCACUUCUCUUACUUUUACCAGAAGAACUUGAAAUGUUAAUAUGUGGAAUGCAACAAUGUAAUUUAACUAAUUUAGCUAAAAUAACUAAAUAUGAAAAUUGUCAUCCAAAUGAUCAAUUUAUAAAAUGGUUUUGGCAAGUUAUUGAAGAAAUGUCAUCGGAUAAACAAAGACGUUUAUUAUUAUUUGUAACUGGUAGUGAUCGUAUGCCAAUCGGAGGUUUAAGUGAAAUGACAUUUAAAAUUGGAAAAAUUUCAUCAAAUCGAUGUAAUAUCAAUGAACUGUUACCCAUGUCACAUACAUGUUUUAAUCAAUUACUUUUACCACCUUAUCCAACUCGUGAAAUUCUCAAAGAAAAAUUAUUUCUUGCUAUUGAAAAUUGUGAAGGUUUUGGCAUUGAGUGA
Adineta steineri is the source of this 2388-nucleotide messenger RNA. Lineage: Eukaryota; Metazoa; Rotifera; Eurotatoria; Adinetida; Adinetidae. The record is from the annotation of a GenBank genome assembly.